This is a messenger RNA of Papaver somniferum (opium poppy), 4400 nucleotides long. RefSeq names its product putative disease resistance RPP13-like protein 1. Bases 2052 to 3878 code for a protein of 608 amino acids. The record is from RefSeq and is a predicted model, not a curated record. The transcript is spliced from 2 exons. NCBI's taxonomy places the organism in Eukaryota, Viridiplantae, Streptophyta, Magnoliopsida, Ranunculales, Papaveraceae.
GAUGAAUCCUUACUUUAAAUUCUAUUAUACAGACUGUCUGGUUUUUGGUACAAUAAUGCAUUUAAGGAAACAGAAAAGUAGAUGGGCAAGUGACGAUGGCUGAUGGGUGUUUAAUUUAUAAUUAAAAAACAUUAUACUCUCGUAUCUCUCGGUAUCUGAAGAAACACUUUGAAGUUUGAACUAUACACUUUUUCUUUGCUACUUCAGAUCUGGAUAAACGUCGUUGUUUACAAUGCAGACGACGUUAUGGAUUAGUUCUCCUCCAACCCACUUGUAUUUCGAUUAAAGAUGGCCAAAAUUCACUUGUAUUUCGAUUAAAGACGAGCCAUUAAUCAAAGGUUGGAUAAAAUUCACCAAGACAGUGAUAGAUAUAUGCUGCGAAAGAGGUGAUCACAAAUGAAUGGAGGAGAGUGGAUAGAGUAGCAAAUGGUUUCAUGGAAUAUUAUUAUUUGUUGACUCGACCAGCCAUCGAAGACUCAUUUCAUUCCACAUUCAUACUUCUACUCUACACACUUUCAUUUUUUUUUUUAAUCAGUACUCUACACACUUUCAUAUUCCUCUUAAAAAACACUAUUAUCUUCAUUCAUUUCUUCUUCAUUGUUUUUCCAUCUGCUUGAGAUUUUUCAUAAUGGCCGCGGAACAAAUUCUUGUUAACGGGGUCACUGAAAUCAUUAAUAAGGUGCUACCUGUUAUUGGUCAACAGAUUUCUUCGGCAUGGGGUGUCAAGGAUGACUUAAGGUACCUCAAGGAUACCUUAGAGUUGAUUCAAGCUCUGAUUCAUGAUGCGGAGAUGAAACAAGUUAAUAAUGCUGCUGUGAGACUUUGGUUGAGAAUGCUUAAAGACGUUGUUUACGAUGCAGACGACGUUAUGGAUGAGUUCUCUUACCAAACCAUGAGUUCUAAUAAACAAUCAAAGGUACAAGCUCUUGUUUCAUCCUCCAACCCACUUGUAUUUCGUUUCAAGAUGGCAAGUAAAAUUAGAGCCAUCAGUGAAAGGUUGGAUGAAAUUUUCAAAAACAGUGAUAGGUAUAUGUUGCGAAAUACUGGUACGUCACAAGAAAAUCAAACUAGGGAGCUGAUAAAAAAACGUAAUCGAUUAACCUCAUCGGAUGUAGACGAUUCAUUACUUCUGGGGAGGGAGGGUGCAAAAUCAGACAUAAUAAACUUAUUGAUCGACAAGCCGUCGCCAUCUGUAUCUUCAUCAUCAUCAUUACAACCAGAAAUCAUUUCCACUCUAUCCAUAGUGGGUAUGGGAGGGCUGGGUAAAACUACAGUAGCUCAAAUGGUCUACCAAGAUGAACACAUAGUGAGAAACUUUGAGCGCAGAGCUUGGGUCUGUGUCUCUGAUACUUUUGAUAUCUUUAAGAUUUUAGAAGAUAUCAUCGAGUCCAUUACUGGGAGGAAUUGUGAGAAUAUACCAAAUGUCGACAUUCUGGCUAGACAAGUCAAGGAAAAAUUGAUUGGUAGGAAGUAUUUGCUCGUACUCGACGAUUUGUGGAAUGAGGAUCUUGAAGAUUGGGAGAAAUUGAAAAAGUUCCUUAACUGUGGCGGUUUGGGCAGCAAAAUAUUAAUCACAACACGCAGCCAAAAGGUCGCUUCUUGUGUUGGAGGUGCGUUUUACAAUUUAAAAAAAUUAUCAGAUGAUGUUUGUUGGUCCAUUAUCGAGAAGAAACUAUCGUUCCAAGGUGGAGCAGCGCUGACUCCAGAAAUGAUAAAUAUUGGCAAGGCUAUAGCGGAAUCAUGUGGUGGUUUACCACUUGCAGCAAACUUUUUAGGCAGUUUAAUGUUUUCGAAAAGAGAACGAAGUUACUGGUUAUCAAUCGCAGACAGUGAUAAUUUGUGGAGUACACCAGCACAUGAAAGGAUCAUGUUCAUAUUAAAGUUGAGCUAUGAUAAUUUGCCUUCUCCUUUGAAACAAUGUUUUUUGUAUUGCUGUAUAUUUCCCAAAGACUGUGUAAUACAUAGAGAAACAUUAAUUCAAUUAUGGAUGGCUGAGGGGUUCCUUUUUCCAUCUGGUGGUGGAGAGAAUAUAUCUUUAGAAGAUAUAGGAAAUGAAUAUUUUGAGCAUUUUGAUGUGGAGUUCUUUCUUUCAAGAUGUGCAAAAGGAUGCAGAAUCUGGUUACAUUGCAACAUGCAAGAUGCAUGAUUUGGUGCAUGAUCUUGCAAUGAGUCUUCUAGAUAAUAAUGAAUUGGGAACUGUAAAGGUGGGCGAUAGAAAUGCAGAAGUUUCGCAAGUUCGUCGCUUACAGAUGCUAUUUAAUGGAGGAAGAAGUUUAGAAGCUCCUAAAGGGUUAUCAAAUGCGUUGAAGUUACGAACUAUUAUUGCUGUUGAACCAUACACGUUUCCGCAUAUUAAUUCUUUCUUUCGUUCUAAGCGUUUACGAAUAUUAUGUCCGUGUCCUGGCUUGCUUAGUGGCUGGCGUGGAUGUUCACUCUCUUGUGGCCUCAAGUCUUGCAAGCUAUGUUUUGCCUCUUCCAAGCUGAAGUAUCUGAGGUACCUUGACCUCUCAUAUGUUGAUUUAUCUCGUGGGUUAUCUUUAAACUAUUCUUGCAGUUUGCAUACACUUGUAUUGCGAGAAUGUAAAAACGUUCCAAGCUGGCUUCUCAGUAAAAUUGGAUCUUUAAAGAGUUUGAGGCAUGUUGAUGUCUCAUAUUCAGAUAUCAAAUUUUUACCCCAAGAUAUUGGGUCGUUAGAGCAUCUUAGUUGUAUUGAUCUUUCAGGUACAUCAAUCUCAGAGUUACCAGAUUCCAUCACUUGUAUCAGCAGUUUAAGGACGUUGAAGCUUUAUGCUUGUAGGAAUUUAAAUGCCUUUCCCAGAGAGCUAGGAGCAUUGACACAAUUAAGGUUUCUUGAUUUGAAUGGUACUAAGAUCAGAGAAUUGCCUAAAUCAUGCAUUAACAGCCCGUGCAAUUUGGAGAUAGUGAAACUAGGAUAUGGGUGUCAACUUCCAAAAGAAAUUAAGAAUUGGCCGAAAUUGAGAAUCUUCACCCAUAACAGUUAUAGUGAUGCAAUGCCUAGAUGUAUAGAAAGGCUCACUUGCCUUGAAAGAUUGGAGGAUUACAUUGUCAAUAAAGAAAUUGAGAUCUGCGGAAGUGAGGAUACAAAUUGCAGCAGUGGAAGCGGCAUUGAAGAGUUGGCAGGCUUAAACACCCUUGAGGUGUUAACGAUAAGAAAUCUGGAGAAUGUGAGAGGUCAGACAGACGCAGAAAGGGCAUGUCUGAAGGGAAAGCAGUGCAUUCGCCUAUUGCAGCUACACUGGAGUUCCUGUCGUUCAAAUGAUGAGGAUAGUAUGGUGUUGGAAGGUCUCCAGCCUCACUCUAAUUUGAAGGAACUGAAGAUACAGAGAUUCCAGGGUUCAAAGCUUCCGUAUUGGAUGGGUUUAUCUUAUUGCCUACCGAAUUUGGUGGAGUUAUGUUUAUUUCAGUGCGACCGUUGUGAUAAGCUUACAGGGUUGGGUUUGCUUCCAUGUCUAAGAGUUCUUCAUAUAAAAGGAAUGAAUUCUGUCAAGAUUUUGGGUAAAGAAUUUUACUAUCAUGAAGAAGGAGAAAGCAGCAGCAGCAGUGUUAGUACUACCGAAUAUGGUAAAAUAUUUCUGUUCCCUUCUUUAGAUGAGUUGAGUUUUGAUGGGAUGGAAAGUUUAGUUGAAUGGGUUCGUUCUCCUCCACCACCUUAUUACUCCUUCCCUUUGCUGAAAAGUUUGAGUAUCAAGAAGUGUCAAAGACUGAAAACCACACCAAACUCGUUUCCUUCUCUCAAGUCAUUGGAAUUAGAAGAUAUCAACGACAGGGGAGUAAGAUCAUUCUUAGCCAGUACUGAAGGUCUCACCUCUCUCACAUCCAUUUCUUAUCCCGGUCACCAGAGCAAUUUUCGUUGCUGAUAAUUGCCGCCACCACCACCCAUGCUGGCAGGCCUCUCUGCACAUUGACAGGCUGAUUGGAGUUGCUUAAUCACUCUUAGAACUGUCGUGUUAUGAUAUAGCUUGUCCUGCAACUUCUCUCUCCAGAGAUACGAUCGAGGGGUGAAUACGCAAGGGUGAGGGGUUUGUCAUAAUUCAUUCAUGCCACCUUUUGGCUUCAACAUCUGUGGAGGGAGGCUUUUACUCGCUGUGCACCAUUGGGGGAGUUCAAGCCUCUGCCCAUUCUUGGUGAUAUCCCAGCAUGUCCAUCCCAUCUCUGACAUGAUGACCGGUGGAACCCUUUGCUAUCCGCCUGAUUCAAGAACCUGUCAUAAUUUUGGGGUUGUCACCAUGUAGCCAUCUCUUCUUUUCUAUUUGAUACUCUCUUUAUUUAGCAUAUUAUAAUCCUGGCUGAUAGGACCCCAUUUGUGUUUUGUUCUGGAAUUUGCUUGUAGUCUUAUACAUCAUUCCAAAAGUAAAGUUCCUUGAUUGGUUUCUACAUUA